AUGCCUGUGUGCUUUUAUGGAGGGCUGUGGGCUGAUUUACUCCCUCAGACGCCAAGCAGCACCUCAACGUCAUACAUUUUCAUGAACAUCAUAACAAAGUCGUUUGGUCACGCCCUAAAAAAGAUUGUACGGGAUGGUAAUGGACGUUGUGUGGAGUGCAGAAGUGUGUCGUCAAAGUCCUGGGGCUUCGGUGAAGAGAUGUCUGUCUGUCUGCCAGAUUUCAGGAGGACUGUCAGGACAGGGUGUUGUGUUAAUGUGAGGAGUGAAAACACACCCUUCGAUGUCAGUGGAUGUGAGCCGGUGACAGCAUCAUCACAAAACUUGCCCGUCACAGCCGGCUGCUUUGGCUUGGGCCCGUGGCUUUGUGGAGCCCAACGGGCCGCAGGCUGCCAGACCCUGAUCAGAGGAACUUUCACGCCUUAUCACACAUAUUAUGGGAUCCAUCUGUGGGUCACAAAUUCUUUGGUCAGUCUCAUGCAGGAAGGUGAGAGGGAGAAGGGGAAGGCAAAAUCCACCAUCACCCUUCAUCUGUGUAGCCUUGAGAAGGGGAGGGCAAUGCCUGCUUCCCUCUCUCUUUCGUCUUGGAAUCUCCGGGAACUGCGUAUGGAAACAGUGCAGCUGGAUCAACAUGCCAAGGAGAUGGAGAGAAGACUGGAGGAGCUCAGACAGCAUAUGAACCAGCAGAAAGAGGAGAGGGAGAAGAUGGGAGCUUCUCACUGGCGUUCAGCACAGCCUGGGGUUCAGAGCGUUAAGACAAACAAGGAGAACGCACCUCACAGACUCUCUCCAGGCAAGAUGAAGAUUAGAGUGCUGAAGGACGAGCCUGUGCCAGCAGUACAGGAGCAGGUAAUAGCGGAACGAGCCGCCAAGGUACAUGGCACUAACAGGAAGCUCAACCUGAAAGGAAAAGUCUGUGGACAGUGUGAAGUUCAGCUGGCCGGACUGAUGUGUGCGGAAUGCGGAGAGGAUUAUUGUGUGGGCUGCUUUGUCAGAUUCCACCAGAAGGGGGCACUGCAGCGCCAUCGUAUGGUUCCCGUACAGGCAGAGCUCCAGACCCCUGUCAGCACUCGGGAUGUGUUGGGCCGCUUCCAGCAGCAGGUAAGCGGCAAGGAGAAUCAACAAAGUGCAUCCCCCAAAUCUGCUGAUGAAAGUGAAGCUACAGAGAAAAGAUCAGCUCCUAGGAUCCUUUGGCCCAUUUCUGAAAACCAAAUACACCACACACAGCCUCAGGUGUUGUUCGUGAAUGACGGUGUUGACUUGGAGGAUGAGGAGGCUGGUGAGGAAGAGGACAGCUCUCUGCUGAGAGGAGGCUUUGAUGAAGAAGAGUCAGCCAGGUCCUUCCAGGAGGCUCUGAAAGAGUGGAGAGAGAGAGGACAGAGACCAGUGUCUGUGAUGGAAACACAAACAGAGAAAGGAUCCCAGCCGUUAAUUUAUGUGGCGUUCAAGGAGGACACUUUGAGCUACAUGGAGAAACUCCUCUUGAAAAAGCACCGCAGAGGACAAAUUGAAGAAUUUCAGCACCGGUCUGUCGUCCAACGCCGACCGGAACCACCCACACCUCCACCCACAGAGACGGAUGAACUGAGCCGAAAACUGACAGCAGAGCGAAUGGAGUUGCAUAAAUACUUUACCUCUCUCUUCAUGAUCGCUCUCGCUGAGGAUGCUGGGAAAGCAGACAGCCCUGCAGAAUCCUGUUUAAGCAUUGUAGAGUUAGAUGAGAAGAUGGCUGGAGACGCUACACUGUACAGAUCCUUUGGAGUCAAGCAGGGAAAUGAGAGCAAAAUGUUUGCAGCUGUUGGAAAUGAAGAUUUAUCUGAACGAGGAGAUUUUGGAUAUUCGGUCUUGCCUUCCACACCGUCCUUCUCCGAGAUGACCAAAGGAUCCUUCAGUGAAUGUAAUUCUGACAUAAAGAUCAACUCUUCUCCUGAGAUGUGGCCGCCGUUUCAAGAAGCCACACAAUCUUCAUCAUCAUUGCCAAGAUCAGAAAGCUUCUCUCCACUUCAAACGAGGCUUCAGAGAUCACAGCACCUGUCGGCUACCUCAGAGCCAUUUCUGUUGAAUUCACAAACAGGAGGCCAGAAAGUGGAACUCAGUGACUCUCCAAAACCAAGCCCACGGACAAGAUCUUCUUCAGCACAACAGGAUAAACCCUCAGAGCUUCUGCCAACAUCAUCUCCUUCACUCCCAAAAAACGAAUUAAAUCAAACUCUCUUAGGCUUUGAGGACCAUAUUUCCACUGUCAGCCCCUCUCCUGGUAGAGCCAUUCAUUCUGUAGCCCAGCGACAGGACAUCCAGUCGGGGCAGUACCAAGACCUAGAGGGGAUCCUGACUUUGGGACUGGACCCUGGAGUCCUGCAGCCCAGCCCAGCUCCAGCUCAAACCUCUAGAGAAGAGCAGAACCACACAGGGAGUUUGCUAGGGCAGGAGUCCUGGAGAUCCAGCAGCAGUCUUCAGCAUUACGCAGAGGAAGAGCUGGUCACUGCGCUGAUGAACGCUCAGCCCAUCAAUAGCACCCCUUGUCCGUUCACACCAUGCCGUGGCAGAAUGUCAUCACAGAGGCUGUGUUUCUCAGGCACCAUAAGCAGAUGUUCUCCCAUCUCUUCUCGGCCCCUGAGUGCCGGGACUCAUCGUCCAGACCCGUCAAACCGGCCGCUGUCUCGUGCCGCUCUGGAGAUCAUGGAGGUCCAGACUGUGGAACAGCUCGAUCUCCAGGACUCUGAUGAGGAUGAGGAGGAUUUCCUGGCUCUGGCCUGCCUUGAGGAGGAAUUCAGAAAUAUGAGCACUACACAAUUAGAUGAGGGUGAGGAUGGACACAUUCCAGUGGAUGAGAUUUGUCUGGACUGCAGUUACACAAAUUAA
Messenger RNA from Sinocyclocheilus rhinocerous, 2859 nucleotides. RefSeq lists its product as uncharacterized. Gene Ontology annotation, molecular function: zinc ion binding. The transcript is spliced from 18 exons. Lineage: Eukaryota; Metazoa; Chordata; Actinopteri; Cypriniformes; Cyprinidae. The record is from RefSeq and is a predicted model, not a curated record. The coding region runs from base 1 to 2859 and encodes 952 amino acids.